Molecule: messenger RNA, 3331 nt
Organism: Babjeviella inositovora NRRL Y-12698
Lineage: Eukaryota; Fungi; Ascomycota; Pichiomycetes; Serinales
Exons: 1
Coding region: 351-3128 (925 amino acids)
Source: RefSeq, a predicted model, not a curated record
AAAGUCCAUAUAGCUUUCACGGAGUACCGUAUAUAGAACUCUCGUCUCACUCCUGCCGCGAUCGCCUCUCUGCUCUUUAUCGCUGUUUAUAUUACGCCUUUGCUUUCUGACUUGCUAAUCAUUUAUUUAUAAUGAUAUCCGGACUAAACAGUCAUUCCUUAAACCUUGAUUACAUGGGACGUGGAUACAGUUCGGACCCCCCAAAAGGAAUGGCUCUAUCGUUGGGCUGGUCUAGGGCCUGCAGUCGCCGCUUAUUAUUUCAGCGCAGGAUAUGCAAUCAGACAUGCAGCACAAAUUCUUGAGCAAAACGUCUUUCAUACCUCUCUUCCUGGCGACAUGGUCCAAUAUUAAUGUUGCGAACCAUCUUCCGACUCGGAAGAGGUUUAUAUCUAAUUCCUGCCCAUUGGAAGCAUUUGGCCCCUCAGAGAGGGUUACGGACAACGCCUCUGCGCCGGCCCCUCCCGGCCGAAGACUAUUCCCAGCCCCAACGGCAGACCCCGCAGGCAAAGUACAUGCACCACUACCAACAGCGAGCGGUAAUGGUCUGGUUCUGCCAGCACUUUUUACCGCUUACUGUGGAGGAGCUGCAGCGGUACAUUGCUAGUCUCAGCAGCGUUCCGAAGGAGCUUCUCCACCAAGAGUGGCUUGCGGUGCUCGUGGCUGUCACCAAGGCCAGGUACAACGACGGCGCUGAGUUGUAUAAGCGGGAUAUGUGGCCGAACUUUGAGCCAAGAAAAGAGAAAUACCGCCACUUUCGCCGCCCGUUGGCGACGCUUACGGCCACUCCUGAUCAGCGAGCACGGGCUCUCAGUCGGCUCUUGGAGGCGGUGCGAGACCCCCAAAUCAGACAGUUUCUUAGCCAAAACAUCCAGUCGUUGAGUGUCCAGGCCACCGACUCUUUCAUAGAGCAAGUAGUACGCCUCAGUCCGGCACAGCUCCGCCAGCUCGACAUCUUUGAUGUAUUUGUGGGCUUCGGAGGCGAUGUUUCCAAAGUGGUGGACCUGAAUAACCCCCACAGAUUCAAGCCAGCGCUCUCUCUUCGUGACUUUCUCUUUUUCGAGCUCGCCAAGGGGUUUUUCCGUGAAUGCGCCGCGUACCGAAUCCCCCAGCCCUUGCUUCUUUCCAUCUUUGAAUUGAUCAAGAUGGAGCCAGACCGCUUGCGGAACGAGUACAUGGGUUAUCUCAUCGGGUACGAGUUUUUAUAUAACGCGUAUCCAGGGGCCGACCGGAAAGUGCAGUUAGAUCCAUAUCACGAAAUGACGUAUGUGUUUCCCGGGAUGCUUAGGCAAGGGCUUCAGGCCAAGGUGAUGGAAUUGUAUGCCUUACACAACGACAAUAACCAUUUACAGUCCUGGAGAGAAUAUGGAGUAAGGUUGCAAUUGAGGUACGGCGUUCCAGCGGCUGCUGAGGCUUUGGUAGAGAGUAUCAUGGCCGAUUUUGGAUGCGUCAGUCCCUCGGUCUCGGCAGAGUUUGUUCAGCACUACUAUUUAGUUGGUGACGGGGAAGGGUGUAAACGGUGGAUGAGCAGAUUCCUCGAAGAAACAAAGCGACGUGGAGUAGAGAACGACGUUUCGGACUACAACAUUGGCAUAAAUGAGCUUCUUGCGCGGAUGGAAUCGCGCGGGGCCACACGAGAGGAUUUUCUUUCUGUUUUGCGGGCAGCCAUGUUUUUCAAACAAACAGACAUGGUGGUGGCCGUCUAUGAAGUUUUGAAAGAGUAUGGAGCGAAGAGUAUCAUGGAGUAUCCAAUUUACGGGAUUAACGACGAGUACAAGCUUGAACUACUCCCGAAGCUUGUGGGUGUAGCGGACGAGGAGACUGGAUUGCUUUUAAAGACAGAAUUAGCCAGAAUCAAGGAGAUCCCUGAUGUUUUGUUAAAACACCUCGCAUUAUAUGAGUCGCUCCUCCACGAUUGCUUCAAAAGUCAACCAGCCCGGUUUGCAAAGUACCUUAUCUUGCAAGAAGAUGUCGAGGAGUUCCACUACUACCCAACUCAGCUUGGGAUAAAACGGACUCAAGGGACUAAACAUACUCAAGAGACUAAACAUACUCAAGGGACUGAACAUACUCAAGGGAUUAAAACCCAAAGGGUUAAAAAUACCUCUCUCCGAUCUUUCCAGUCAAACCUCCUGCCUGAUAGAAGCAUGCUCACGGCUGCCAUCCAACACUAUAUCACUAACGAUAUCUCAAAGGCCAAUGCCAUUCUUUCAACCCUCGAAUUCGCAGCGCUAACAAUUCGCCAACGAGCGCAGAGAUUCGAGAUUCCUCAGGUGCUGAGCGAAGACUAUCUUCCCUUCAUCGCUCAUUACAGUGCUUUGGGUCAGUGGAAGGAUGUCGAUGCAAUCCUAUCUCGAAUGGGCAAAGCCCAAGUGGUCUUCGAUGCCAAGGUGAUGGAAACUGUGUUGCGAGCGUACCAUACCGCAGACGAGCCCGUACAGGGUAUGAGGUUUUGGGACACGUACAAGUUUGUGGGUAUUCCCAGCCCAACUGGAAUGCAACUCCUCGCCCGUUCCCAUGCUUCCUUCUCCCACGUCUGGAGUAUGUCGCGAGACUUGCACCGAUUACGCUCCAAGAAUCAGCUUUCGUUGGUGCCGGAUUUGAGCCGGAAGCAAGACAUCCUCAACUUCUUGAGCGAACAGCGGAGCCCAGAGGAGAUUGCAAAGGAAGGGAACCGCGGGAUCCACGGUCUUUCCGUGAGGGACCUCUUUGCUCAACAGACAAAGACCUUAAACGUCAAUGAAACCCCAUCGCAAUCGUUGUACAAGAAGAUUCUCCAGGCAUGUUUGUGGAGCCGGGAUUACGUGGGAACCAUCGCCAUUAUGCAGUUUAUGCACCAUUACUACGGUAUGAAUCCGGAAGGCGGGAGGUGGUUCAAGCGCAUUAUCCGCGAGACGAGAGCGGACGCGGCAGUGUCCGGGAGAAGAAUGACUAUCGCCACAGGCUUUAAGGAGCUUAAGUUUGAGGCAUUACAGGCAAGAGAGGGCGUAAACGAGACGUGGAAUCAGCUAGCAUAUUUGUUGCUAGAUGAAUUGGCGUUUGAAGGAGUCCCUUCAGAGGAGAUCAACGCGGAGUUGAGUGCGGUUCAGAAAUGGUUAAGACUUCCGGUGAGAAGCGUGGAGGAGCUUUAAAUGUACGAAUAAAGGAAACUUCAACAUAUCAGCACUGUUACAGGUUCUCCAACGAUAGUUUGUUUGCCGCAAUCAUCGAAAGAUAAAAGGGCUGGCAUCCAAUAGUUAGGUCAACGGCAUACGACGCGCAUAAGACUUUCCAUAACAUUUUGCAUUCAUAUAGCUGGGCACUAUGUCUCUCACCCCCAACAAUUUUUCAGCAA